Messenger RNA from Sceloporus undulatus (fence lizard), 2762 nucleotides. RefSeq names its product thrombospondin 4 (gene THBS4). The record is from RefSeq and is a predicted model, not a curated record. Gene Ontology annotation, biological process: cell adhesion. NCBI's taxonomy places the organism in Eukaryota, Metazoa, Chordata, Lepidosauria, Squamata, Phrynosomatidae. Bases 213 to 2711 code for a protein of 832 amino acids. Gene Ontology annotation, molecular function: calcium ion binding. The transcript is spliced from 17 exons.
CUUUGCUGAUGCUGGAGCUCAGUGAGCGCCUUCUUGCCUUUGCAACAGGUAGUAGCUCCUUCCCUCCCUCCCUGCUCUCUCUGCCUGCUUCCAUGCCUUUCUCCUAAACCCUGGCCCAGCCCUCUCCAUCCGGACCCAGGCAGCAAGAGGCACCAGGGAGGCUCUUCCAGGCAAGGACCACCAGCCAUCAGAGCGCCUCGAUCGCGGGAAGGAUGGAGCCCCUGGCCAGACGCAGAGCCGCCUUCUUGCUUUUGCAGAUCGCCUUGCGCCUCACUCCCGCCUUGGGCGCCCAGCCUCCGGCCCCCCAAGUUUUUGAUCUUCUAUCUACACCCAACCAGAGGCUAGUAAAAACCUUCCUGCAACAGGCACUGUCUGAUUCUACACUGAAUGAAGUCUACGUGCUCUCGACAUUCAAACUGCAACCCAAAACUACAGCUGUGAUAUUUGGACUGUAUUCCUCUACUGAAAACAAAAAAUAUUUUGAAUUUACAGUGAUGGGGCGGGUGAAUAAAGUUUCCCUCAGAUAUCUGCGGAAUGAUGGGAAAUUACAUGCCGUGAUCUUCAGCAAUGUACAGUUAGCUGAUGGGAAGCGUCACAUGGUUCUCCUCCGGCUUAGUGGCCUCCAACGGGGACACAGCAAAGCAGAAUUGUAUGUGGACUGUGCUCAGUUGGAUUCCACUCAAGAACUGUCAAAAGCCUUCUCAGGAUUGUCUCAAAGCUCAGAGCCAGUGGAAUUAAGGACACUACAGAGAAAAGCACAGGAUGUUUUGGAAGAGUUGAAGCUAGUAGUAAGAGGGUCAUUGUCGCAAGUAGCAGGCCUACAAGACUGUUUUCUUCCACAGAAUGAGCCAGCAGUUCAAUAUCCAGGUGUUUCUACGAGUGACUUUAAUAGACAGUUAUUAGGUCACAUGAUGCAAAUGAACCAAAUACUGGGUGAUGUGAAAGAUCUUCUCAGACAACAGGUUAAAGAGACAACAUUUUUAAGAAAUACAAUAGCAGAAUGUCAAGCAUGUGGACUGGGUGCUGGAAACUUCCCCACUCCCCCACCACCACCCCCUAAACCCAAAUGUGAAACCAAUACUUGCUUCCGAGGAGUGCUAUGCACAGACACAGCUGAUGGGUUUCAGUGUGGGCCUUGUCCUGAAGGAUUCACUGGAAAUGGAAUUGUUUGCACGGAUAUUGAUGAGUGCCGAUAUAAUCCGUGCUUUCCAGGGGUGAGAUGUUUCAACAUGGCUCCUGGUUUCCGAUGUGAAACUUGCCCACCAGGAUACACUGGGCAGAUUAUCCAAGGUGUGGGAAUAAACUCUGCCAAAAAUAACAAACAGGUCUGCAUGGACAUAGAUGAAUGUCAGAAGAAUGGAAAUGGAGGUUGUGUUGCAAAUUCCCUCUGUAUAAAUACUGUGGGUUCCUAUCGCUGUGGAGCAUGCAAGCCUGGAUUUACUGGAGACCAAGUCAGGGGGUGCAGAGCUGAACAAAGCUGUAGAAAUCCAUCCCUAAACCCUUGCAGUAUCCAUGCCCAAUGUACUGAAGUAAGACAAGGAGACAUCUCAUGUGUUUGUGGCAUUGGAUGGGCUGGCGAUGGCUUUGUGUGUGGAAAAGAUAUUGAUAUUGAUGGCUAUCCUGAUGAAGAACUCCCAUGCUCACUUGAAAGCUGCAGAAAGGACAAUUGCAAAUUUGUUCCAAACUCUGGACAAGAAGAUGCUGAUGGAGAUGGAGCAGGAGAUGCCUGCGAUGAUGAUGCAGAUGGAGAUGGCAUUCCAAAUGAGCAGGAUAAUUGUGUGCUUGCUCCUAAUGUUAACCAGAAAAACAGUGAUCAAGAUAUCUUUGGCGAUUCUUGUGACAAUUGCCGCAUGGCCUUGAACAAUGACCAGCGAGAUACUGAUGGAGAUGGCAAAGGAGAUGCUUGUGAUGAUGACAUGGAUGGAGAUGGCAUUAAGAAUGUUUUGGACAAUUGUCAGAGGGUUCCCAACCAGGAACAGAAUGACAGAGAUAAUGAUGGUGUCGGUGAUGCUUGCGACAGUUGCCCAGAUAUUAGCAACCCUAAUCAGUCAGAUAUUGAUAAUGAUCUAGUAGGGGAUUCUUGUGACACCAAUCAAGAUAGUGAUGGGGAUGGACAUCAAGACAGCACAGAUAACUGCCCCACGGUCAUUAACAGCUCCCAGCUAGACACUGACAAGGAUGGGAUAGGCGAUGAAUGUGAUGACGAUGAUGAUAAUGAUGGGAUUCCAGACCUUAUCCCGCCAGGCCCAGAUAAUUGUCGGUUGGUUCCUAACCCAGGGCAGGAAGAUGACAACAGUGAUGGAGUGGGUGACAUCUGUGAAGCAGAUUUUGAUCAUGACACUGUGAUUGAUCGGAUUGAUGUCUGUCCCGAGAAUGCAGAGAUCACUCUGACUGAUUUCCGGGCUUAUCAGACAGUCGUUCUUGAUCCAGAAGGUGAUGCUCAGAUUGAUCCAAACUGGGUGGUUCUGAACCAGGUACAAUUUUUUUUUUUAAAAAAUCUUCCAAGUAAAAUCCUGAAGUUAAAAAGCCACUUUUUGCUAAUGCUUAAUUCGCAUGACAAACAAUCCUGCACUUGCAGAAUUUUCCUAGGAUUUAAACCCUGUUUAUCUAUGGGAUUUGGGCAUUUUUCCUCCUGUGGGAUAAACUCAAUUGACUCAUGGAUUAGGAAUUCAUUUCCAAAUGCAGAGGUUGGUAAAGAACAUGAGAAGUAGAGGUUUGGUUGUUUUGGGUAGUGGUGUCUUUAAAAAAAACAACAACCAAUG